CACACGCAAGACGCAGAAAAACGUGGGUUCGAGUCUUCGAGAAUAAAACAAAGUCCAAAGCUUCAAAAUGAACGACAGAUACAAUAUUCACAGUCAGCUGGAACAUCUGCAGUCGAAGUACGUUGGUACUGGUCACUCUGACACAACACGAUUUGAGUGGUUGGUGAACCAGCAUCGUGACAGCGCUGCAUCUUACAUCGGGCAUGAAAAUCUUCUUGAUUACUUCGCUUUGGUAGAAAAUGAAUCGAAAGCCAGAGUGAAAUUUACUCUACUGGAGAAAAUGUUACAACCUUGUGGUAACCCUCCUGAAAGACAAGAGGAAACAUGAUAUAUUUUCUGUUGGAAUGGAUAGAUUUUUAUGAAAAUGCUUUUUCACAUCCAAAAUAUUUUCCUCUGCAUGCUAUAAACCGG
Molecule: messenger RNA, 411 nt
Organism: Dendronephthya gigantea
Lineage: Eukaryota; Metazoa; Cnidaria; Anthozoa; Malacalcyonacea; Nephtheidae
Product: splicing factor 3B subunit 5-like
Exons: 5
Coding region: 68-328 (86 amino acids)
Biological process (GO): mRNA splicing, via spliceosome
Cellular component (GO): U2 snRNP; precatalytic spliceosome
Source: RefSeq, a predicted model, not a curated record